Mandrillus leucophaeus (drill) is the source of this 2010-nucleotide messenger RNA. It is a transcript of the gene CHRNA10, whose product is annotated as cholinergic receptor, nicotinic, alpha 10 (neuronal). The coding region runs from base 753 to 1487 and encodes 244 amino acids. The transcript has 5 exons. The record is from RefSeq and is a predicted model, not a curated record. Gene Ontology annotation, cellular component: synapse; neuron projection; postsynaptic membrane. Gene Ontology annotation, molecular function: transmembrane signaling receptor activity; acetylcholine-gated monoatomic cation-selective channel activity. Gene Ontology annotation, biological process: chemical synaptic transmission; regulation of membrane potential; nervous system process. NCBI's taxonomy places the organism in Eukaryota, Metazoa, Chordata, Mammalia, Primates, Cercopithecidae.
UAAUUUUGCCCUAGGUCUGGCCAGGAGGCGUCACACCCAGAGACCUGCCCCACCUCUUGCAGUGCCAGGACCAUGGGGCUCCGGAGCCACCACCUUAGCCUGGGCCUUCUGCUUCUGUUUCUACUCCCUGCAGAGUGCCUGGGAGCUGAGGGCCGGCUGGCUCUCAAGCUGUUCCGUGACCUCUUCGCCAACUACACAAGUGCCCUGAGACCUGUGGCAGACACAGACCAGACUCUGAAUGUGACCCUGGAGGUGACACUGUCCCAGAUCAUCGACAUGGUGCGUUGUGGUAGUGGUACAGCUGUGGAGUCUUACCUGUCACAGUGUCAAGAAAUGAAGGGGAUGAACGGAACCAGGUGCUGACCCUGUAUCUGUGGAUACGGCAGGAGUGGACAGAUGCCUACCUACAAUGGGAUCCCAAUGCCUAUGGCGGCCUGGAUGCCAUCCGCAUCCCCAGCAGUCUUGUGUGGCGGCCAGACAUCGUACUCUAUAACAAGGCGGACGCGCAGCGGCCAGGCUCGGCCAGCACCAACGUGGUCCUACGCCACGAUGGCACCGUGCGCUGGGACGCACCGGCCAUCACGCGCAGCUCGUGCCCCGUGGACGUGACGGCCUUCCCGUUCGACGCCCAGCGCUGCGGGCUGACGUUCGGCUCCUGGACUCACGGCGGGCACCAACUGGAUGUGCGGCCGCGCGGCGCUGCAGCCAGCCUGGCGGACUUCGUGGAGAACGUGGAGUGGCGCGUGCUGGGUAUGCCGGCGCAGCGGCGCGUGCUCACCUACGGCUGCUGCUCAGAGCCCUACCCCGACGUCACCUUCACGCUGCUGCUGCACCGCCGCGCCGCCGCCUACGUGUGCAACCUGCUGCUGCCCUGCGUGCUCAUCUCGCUGCUUGCGCCGCUCGCCUUCCACCUGCCCGCCGACUCGGGCGAGAAGGUGUCGUUGGGCGUCACGGUGCUGCUGGCGCUCACCGUCUUCCAGCUGCUGCUGGCCGAGAGCAUGCCGCCGGCCGAGAGCGUGCCGCUCAUCGGGAAGUACUACAUGGCCACUAUGACCAUGGUCACAUUCUCAACAGCACUCACUAUCCUUAUCAUGAACCUGCAUUACUGUGGUCCCAGUGCCCGCCCAGUGCCAGCCUGGGCUAGGGCCCUCCUGCUGGGACACCUGGCACAGAGCCUGUGCGUGCAGGAAAGAGGGGAGCCCUGUGGGCAGUCCAGGUCACCUGAGUUAUCCCCUAGCCCCCAGUCUCCCGAAGGAGGGGCUAGCCCCCCAGCAGGCCCUUGCCACGAGCCACGAUGUCUGUGCCACCAGGAAGCCCUACUGCACCAUGUAGCCACCAUUGCUAAUACCUUCCGCAGCCACCGAGCUGCACAGCGCUGCCAUGAGGACUGGAAGCGCCUGGCCCGUGUGAUGGACCGCUUCUUCCUGGGCAUCUUCUUCUCCAUGGCCCUGGUCAUGAGCCUCCUGGUGCUGGUGCAGGCCCUGUGAAGGGUAGGACUAAGUCACAGGGAUCUGCUGCAGCCACAGCUCCUCCAGAAAAGGACAGCCAUGGCCAAGUGGUUGCUGGUCUUUAAGCCAGCCAGUCUCUCCCCACUGCUCCUAAGACCCUGGGACACUUGACUUCACAAUCCACAAGGGAGCACUCAUUGUCUACACACCCUAACUAACAGAAAUCCAGAGCCUGCCACUCCCCUAAUUCCAAAAAAAAAAAGAAGAACUCUACAAAGGCCAAGGUCACAGAGUACAGUCUUGGAGGGACAGAAUUGUUUGUGCUGGGUACUAGAGCUCUCAGUGGAGAGCGUGCGGGUUAUUAUGAGAAACUGAACUGAACUGCUCCGUUUCCUGUCUUCCUUCCUAGGUGGCUUCUUUGCAGGGCCUUGGCUCUUACCUUUCCCUGCCGAGGGGCUCAGGGGAAAGGAUUGGGGAUUCUCAGUUGAGUUUCCAGAGCAGGAGGCCCUACAGACAUUUGGCCCCAAAUCCCCGACUCAAUAAAGUAAGCGUGUACCUAGCA